UCGCCUCAGCCCCACCCCCGAGGUGGGUCCCGGCCGACCAGUCCCUGUCCAGGCUGGCAGAACAGGCACUCUCGGCUGUGGGCGGUGUGACGUCGCUGGCCCAGCCCAGGGAGGUCCUCCCAGGGCGCCCAGGGAGGGCGGACCUUGGGUCGGACCCGCCGCCCCCAAUCCCGGGGCCUGGGGGCUCCCCCUCACCUUGCCCCGGCCUCCUGCCAGUCGCCACCACCCCUAGCCUCUCCCGCUGAGUCCGGCGCCCCAGAGAGGAUUAAGUAAGUGCUGAGGUCGCCGCUUCUGUGCAAGAAUGGAGGAAUCACAGAGUCGCGAAGGGAGGCAGGGAGCUCUCUUUAUCCAAGGACGUGGCCCCCUGUAUGGGUAGUGGGGGCCACAGGCUGGGACACCCCUGAUGUCAGAAGUGAGUGAGCAGGUUGACUGACCACAAGCAGUCCCUCAGCAUCAGCAUGGACUCCAGGAUCCCAUCUGCUAGGAGCUGGAUUAGCAGCCACCCACCCACCUCUGAACCUGACCUGGAGCCUGCCACAGAUGGGCCAGCUUCCGAGACCACCACACUCAGCCCAGAAGCCACCAGCUUUAAUGACACCAGAAUCCCUGACGUGGCUGGUGGCACAGCCGGCGUGGGCACAAUGCUUCUGUCCUUUGGGAUCAUCACAGUGAUUGGCCUGGCUGUGGCCAUGGUUUUGUACAUCAGGAAGAAGAAGAGGCUGGAGAAGCUGCGCCACCAGCUCAUGCCUAUGUACAACUUCGACCCCACGGAGGAGCAAGAUGAACUGGAGCGGGAGCUGCUGGAGCACGGGCGGGACACUGCCUCCGUGCAGGCCGCCACCGCUGUGCAGGCCACGCUGGCCAAGACCACUCUCCCCUCUCAGGGCCCAAUGCAGAGGCCCAGCCGGCUGGUGUUCAGCGAUGUAGCCAAUGCCAUCCACGCGUGAGGACCCCGGGACAGGCCUGGACCUCUGAUGAAAACACCUGCCACAGUGCCCUCAGCUGCCAACUCCGAGAUCAUUAGGACCUCCUCUCAGGACCUGCCCUGCCAAGGCCUCAGCUAUUUUGAGGACCCAGCUGCUGACCCUCCAGGCUCUAAAAGAGGCCCCUGGCCAGGUUGGGCAUAUGGCCACUGAUAUCCCCUGACCUGAGGGCCCUGGAAUGCAGAGCAUCCCUCAUAAGGCUUCCUUAUGCUGGCUGGCUUCCUUGUGCCCUUCCCAGACCCCUCACAUCAGGGUCUGCUCCUCUAAUGUGGAGGAAAUGGGGGGAGAUGUGGGAUGGGAGGGGGAAGGGAAGGAGAGUAGGGGGGUUCCCAUCCAUCAGGGAGAGACAUAUCUUUGGAAUCUGGAGUCUCCUCUGGGGUGGGGAGAGGCAGCCACCCAGGUCACAGCCACAUGGUACGGUGGUACUCUGGGAGAGGCUCAGGGAUAGAGCUGAAACUGCCCAGUGGGCAAGGAUGCCAGCAGGAGGGCUGCUCAUACCCAAGGUCAGUCCAAAUUACAGGGAUGCAUGAGGUCUUCCAGCCACCCCUCCGUGGUGGUCGGCUAUUGGCUGGGCCCAAGCUAGGAUGAGAGCUGAGGGGGAAGGGAGGUGGGGGAGCAGGUGUGGAGGGAUGCAGUGCCCAGACCUGCUGGAAGGCCUCCUGCAUGCGCAUGAAGGUGCCCACCUGCAGACACGUGCCUGUCCCAGCACAGGGGGCAGGAUGGAGACCCCUGCAUUGGCUCCACCCUCCAAGCCACCCCCAACCCCAUGGUGUGUAGAGGAACGUUAAGUAGGCCACCUUCUCCACCUUCAGUGUUCAGGGACUGAAGGGAGAGGGAAGCAAAGGCAAGGGUCCACUGCCCACCACUGGGCACUUCACUGGGCUCUAAAAGCCAGGUAACCUGCUUCUGGAACAGUUCCCUGUCUUGGUGUUUAUCGGGGACCUGGGGUUGGGGGAGAGACUAUUGGUCAGAGGGUGGUGGUCGCCAGCUGCAGGCUAGCAGGGGAAGUUCUGAAUGCCUGAAACAGGGUGGGGAUAGCCCCUUGGAAAACAGACCUAAGAGACCUAGUCUGGGUUUUGAUCACACAACCCACCUACCCAUUGUCCACCCACCCCAUGCCCCGCAGGAAUUCUGCCAGGCUGGGGCAUCUGGGCAAGGCACUGGGUCAAGCCAGACCCCAAGAGCUGGGCACUUCUCCGCUGGGCACACAUGUGCACCUGAGCAGGCACAGACGCACACCCCUGUGCCCAGCCUCGCCGCCAUCACUGUCCUCUGCUGGUUGGCGGGGACGUGAGGGUGGCAAAUACGAGGUGUCAGGCUGUGAGGGCCUAGGAGGACUUCAUGGGGAAGGUCCUGGAUUUAUUUCCUCCUCUAGAUGCUAUAAAUACGUUAGCAUUUGAGCCAACUGGAGGGCUAUGGGUAAUUUAGGAUGCACAGAAACUAAUUUAACUCAUAGCAUCUCCAUGUGAGAGCAUUAAAGAUGUAAUUAAGACGUUUACACAAAGA
Aethalodelphis obliquidens (Pacific white-sided dolphin) is the source of this 2489-nucleotide messenger RNA. RefSeq names its product chromosome unknown C3orf18 homolog (gene CUNH3orf18). The record is from RefSeq and is a predicted model, not a curated record. The transcript has 5 exons. NCBI's taxonomy places the organism in Eukaryota, Metazoa, Chordata, Mammalia, Artiodactyla, Delphinidae. Bases 459 to 947 code for a protein of 162 amino acids.